Cyclocybe aegerita is the source of this 1179-nucleotide messenger RNA. The record is from the annotation of a GenBank genome assembly. NCBI's taxonomy places the organism in Eukaryota, Fungi, Basidiomycota, Agaricomycetes, Agaricales, Hemipholiotaceae.
AUGGGUACAGGACGGGCUCCAGGGCUCACAUAUCUUCAACGCGUCGUCCCCCACUUCGCUAUACCCUCUGCAAUCGUCUAUUUUGCUCUUCGCAUUGCCAACGAUUUCCUUCCAAUAACUAUUCCUUCAUGGAUCAUCGUACCCGCCACGCUCUUUGCCCGACCUAUUCUUUUCUUUGCAACUUCAUGGUACUCUGACAUCGUCAACAAACGUGAUGCUGCCGCCAGAGGCGCGGUGAUGGCCCCGAUGGUCAAUGCCUCGUCGUUCAAGAUCAUCGGUGACAUUGUUGAGACGUUGAAGGGUGGAUUCCCAGCUGAACACUUUGCCAGAUGGGCGGAAGAGUGUGGAAGCACGUACCAGAUGCGCAUGUUGAGUGCCAACGCGAUCUUCACCGAAGACCCCGAGUUUAUCAAGAACAUGCUUGCGACCCAAUUCGACGCCUUUGAGAAAGGACCCACCUUCCGCGAGCAACUGGACUCGCUCCUUGGUACUGGCGUGUUCAACGCUGACGAGGUCUCUCUCAAGCUCGCUACGCAGAGACUCAAUGAGGGAUAUUCCGUCAACAUCCAGGACUUAAUUGGCCGCUUUACCCUCGACUCCGCGACCGAGUUCCUCUUCGGCCACUCCGUCGACUCGCUUGCUGCCGGCCUGCCCUACCCACCCAAAUUCGCGCAUCUCACUCCUGCGUCCUUCCACGCACACCCCUCGAACAUCUUCCCGUAUAGGGACGUGGUGGACGAAUUUACGAUCCCAGUUAUCAGGGAGGCGGUGGAACGGAGGGAGAAGAUGAAGGACGUGAAGAGUGAUGGGUGGGGCACACUUCUGGAGUGCUUACUAGAUGAGACACAUGAUCCUCAGAUUUUGAAGGACGAGCUCGUCAACCUGCUCGUUGCUGGACGCGAAACGACCAUGGCCUUCCUCACGUUCGCGGUGUAUAUGAUCUCUGAGCACCCCGAGUUCGAAACCCGACUGCGCCAGGAGAUCUACGAGAAGGUUGGGCCAUCGGGUCGACCAACGUACGAGAACGUGCGGGAGCUGAAGUUCAUGAGGGCGUUCCUGAAUGAGGUUCUGAGGCUGUACCCCCCUGUACCAAUUAACAUGAGGUCUUCUUCACCGUUGGGCAACGCCUUCCUGGACGCUAGCUCCUUUAUCAUGAGCUCGGCUUCGAGUAAGAAGUAA